Symbiodinium necroappetens is the source of this 862-nucleotide messenger RNA. Lineage: Eukaryota; Dinophyceae; Suessiales; Symbiodiniaceae. The record is from the annotation of a GenBank genome assembly.
GCCGAUUACAGGGCUUGCAGAUGUUGCAAAGGAUCCCGAAGCAGGAAAGAACCAGAGCCCUUUCGGCCCUGGCGGAAUAUAUCAUGAGAAGCAGGUCGGCUCUCUGUGCGCCAUACACUGUGUGAACAAUAUGUUCCAGGGCCCGCUGUACGAAGACCAUGACUUCAGAUCCAUUGCAAGACUCCUGGACGAGCGAGAACGAAGCCUAAUGAAAGGAGAAGACCUAGACUUUGGCAAUGCUCGCCAUGAUGGCUUCUACAACGUGCAGGUCAUGCAGGAAGUGUUGAGAAGGGCGGGAUAUGAGAUGACCUCGGUCUCGGCCGAGGCUGCCAAGGAUGGCGUGGAGAGAGCUAAGGAGAAGGCAUUCAUCUUGAAUAAGCAAGAGCAUUGGUUCUGCGUGCGGCGGCUUGGUCAGGAGUGGUUCGACCUUAACAGCUGCAUGUCCGUGCCCAAGCACUACACGGAUCGUGAUCUCGAGUGGCUUAUCAAAGAGGCAGUCAGUGAUGGUUACGGCGUUUUUCGCGUCACUGGAGAGUUUCCUUCGUGUGCUUUGGAAGAAGAUCACAAGAAGCUGGUCGAGGCAAAGGAAGGCUGCGGUGGACCACGAACCGGCUAUAGCUUAUAUGCUGGCUCCGGGCAAACUUUGUCAAGUCCCGGUGCAAAAGCUCCUGCUGCCCCGCCGUCGGAUGCUGCUGCACUUCGGGCUGCCAGGCUAGCUCGACUGGGAGGAGGUGCUGCCCCUUCACCUCCUGAUAGCUGGAGGGCCAGAUCUACCGACAUGGUGUCCGGUCCAGUUUGCAACUGCACAUUGAUGAAAAUGAGCUUGCCUGAAAGACUGUAUCGCACAAGCGAAAGUCGUUGA